AUGGCAUACAGCUCCCUAAGCUUGAAAAGCAAAGCUGCUGGCCCCAGUUCAACCCUCCGAAUUACUCCUUCCAACUCCCCUAAUCUGAAGCAAUCGCCGCGUACACCCAACAAAAUACCUUUCUACCAAUGCACUUUAUCUCUUCAGACUGUGAUCGGCACGACUACCACUACCCCCAGUGGGUUCUCAAGUCAUGAUCAGAGCAGCUCUUUUUCUUUCUGUGCUGGUUCGGCAGCUGUUUUAGCAGAGGUGGACGAGGGAGGAAACGUGAACCAACGCUUUUUUAAAGCACGACCCUCCGCUUCGAGCAUCAACCCAGUCACUUCGUUCUACAAUCAAUCCGCCCCUCCUACCACAUCAGAUACCCGGUCGAAGCCUCUGUCGAGUCUCAAAUCUACAACUCACACCAAUGUCUCCAAUUGCUCUCCGUCGAGCGAAUUGGCAGAGAUCAACAGCCCUCGCUCCUGGUCAUCGAGGGAAAGAGUGAAAACAGUCACUAGUGUUUCAAUAAGUCCGAAUGGGAGAUUGCUUGCGGUGGGAGAAGCAGGAUAUAACCCGCGAGUUUUGAUCUUCUCGACAGCGAAAGACGCCCACUCAGAUAUCCCUCUCUCGAUUCUCACUGAGCAUACCUUCGGCGUUCGCAGUCUUGCUUUUAGCUCCAACUCUUUAAACCUGGCGUCGCUUGGGGAUAUGAAUGAUGGUUUCCUAUUUGUGUGGUCUGUCAGUCCCAGAAACGGCUCUGCCAAACUUCAUUCCACCAAUAAAUGCACUGCUUCUGUUCGUGAUAUGUGUUGGAUGGGCCAGAAUUUGAUUACUGCAGGUGUUCGACAUGUAAAAGUCUGGAGACUCCCAGACGCAAGACCUGGAUCACCUUCCAAAUCACGCUUAAAUGUCGAAUCGACUCCUAACUCCCCGAACGUCACCCCGAAGGCGCUUUCGGGAAGAAAUUGCUUACUAGGGCCUUUGGCGGACAACACUUUUACAACCGUAGCGUGCAUAUCUGAUACUGAAGCUGUGCUAGGAACUGAUACGGGGGCACUAUGUUUUCUAGAUGAUAAUGGGGGGAACCAAAGAUUGUCGCUCAUUCGGUAUAUGGGUUUCCCAAUCACUUCCUUGGUAGUUGACCUGGACCGCUCCUGCAUAUGGAUUGGUGGUCAUGGGAUGCAAAUGCGAAAUCUCCCAAUGAAUAUGUUAAAAACCUCUUCUCUACCAUCUUCUCCGGGCCUCUCAGAGGUGUCGUCAGUGGCGGAAUACAAAAGCAAGGGGCCUGCAAUAAUAUGCAUGGGGUUUCUUACCUCGUCCCUAGUGGCACUUGAUGACACAAGAGAAAUCCACAUCUACCCCAUUGAAGCGCUUGGCAGCGACAAUAAGCAAGCUCACAUGGAAGUCACGCUUCCCGGACAUAAAGAUGCUGUACUUGGUGUCCGGCCUUUGAAAACACCAAAUGAAAUGAGUGCCUACUUCUUUACGUGGUCAUGCAAAGGCACCGUGAACUUCUUUGAUAUCCAUGGAAAGAACUUAGAAUCCCGAACAGUUCCUCUGAGGACCCUUGGCAUCGAGGAGGAAUAUUCAAAUGAACUGAAAGUACUCCGCACCACUGAAGACAUGGAAAUUUUUGUUGCGGGUGACAAGCUUGGUGUUUUAAGGGUUCUGAAUGGACAAACAUGGAAAUGUGUGAACGAGGCUCGAGCACACGGAGGAGAAAUUACAGAUGUCGCUCUACAUUCAGCUUUGGGUUACUUUUUAGUUGCCAGCUGUGGCCGUGAUCUCAUGGGUGCCUUGACAGUGGUUGAAGAAAUUUCAGAACAAAUUCCCAAGCUACUUGUUGGAGUAUCCGGUUCCGACAAAUCGGUUCGCAUAUAUGAUUUGGAGCGAGGUGUGCUCCUUGCUGCCGAAUUCGGUCAUACCGAGGGCAUCAGUGAUGUUUGUGUUCUAGAGAACCCGUCAUACUUUCCAGGGCAGCCUGUCAUACGCACUCUAGUUAGCUCUGGUAUCGAUGGCACUGUUAUGAUAUGGGACAUAUCUAUGCAACCACAGCAAGCUCGGGAGCGAACGCGAUCUAUCUCACGGGAUGAUGAUGAUACUCCCUCAAAAGAGCCAAUGGUCUCUAACCCUCCUUUGCGCAAGCUUUUGUCUAGGACCGAGAUUGCUGUGUUCCAACGGCAAGAAAAUCUACCAGGGACUCCAACGCCAAUGCGUGAGCACUCGCCGCCCCUGGUUCGCAAGCUGUCCAAGUUUUCCCUUGCUACUUCACCUGGAAAACAAGGGAGCUCAGCACCCACAACACAUUUUGCAUCAUCUCAUCGGCCUUGUACAUCGAGCACUCGUUCAGAGAAGCCACAGAGAUCUCCUUCCCCUCCAAGUCCCAGGUCAACGUCCGGAAAGAAGACCAGUAAUCCAAACAAUACAGUCCGCCGCCCCGUUCUGGAGCUUCGGGCUCGUCCUAAAAAUUCCAAUAAAAGCGAAUUUGGGGGUUUGAAUAUGUCCACUGAGCAACUAAGCCGUGUUGCUUUUGUUUUCAAACUAAUUGUAUGGGUGCAUAAGUGUCUAAAGAGUGUUCUGAACGCUGGUAUUCAAUCAUCAGGUCAUUUUGCUACGGUUUUCCACACUCUAUACAAGUGA
Messenger RNA from Aspergillus tanneri, 2622 nucleotides. Its product is annotated as WD40 repeat domain-containing protein. Gene Ontology annotation, cellular component: mitotic spindle. The transcript has 6 exons. The record is from RefSeq and is a predicted model, not a curated record. The coding region runs from base 1 to 2622 and encodes 873 amino acids. Gene Ontology annotation, biological process: regulation of mitotic cell cycle; mitotic spindle organization. NCBI's taxonomy places the organism in Eukaryota, Fungi, Ascomycota, Eurotiomycetes, Eurotiales, Aspergillaceae. Gene Ontology annotation, molecular function: protein binding.